Messenger RNA from Solanum verrucosum, 1128 nucleotides. RefSeq names its product acetylajmalan esterase-like. Bases 1 to 1128 code for a protein of 375 amino acids. NCBI's taxonomy places the organism in Eukaryota, Viridiplantae, Streptophyta, Magnoliopsida, Solanales, Solanaceae. The transcript is spliced from 5 exons. Gene Ontology annotation, molecular function: hydrolase activity, acting on ester bonds. The record is from RefSeq and is a predicted model, not a curated record.
AUGGCAUUGACAAUUAGAGUACUGAUUCUUUUGAUAAUCAUGAGUUUUGUGGUUCUUCAACAGAAAGGAGAUGCACAAAAGCAUAAAAAAACUGAAGGAUUAUUGAUGAAUUGCAGAUUUGAUAAAAUAUAUCAAUUAGGCAACUCAAUUUCUGAUACCGGCAAUUGUCUGAGAGAGAGCCUUUGUGGAACUCAUUCUUCAUGUAGAAGAUUUCCUUAUGGAAUUAAUUUUUUCCAUAACGUGACAGGACGAUGUUCUGAUGGAAUGUUGAUGAUUGAUUUCAUAGCUCGGGAAGCUGGUCUUCCUUUUCUAAAUCCGUUCAAGGAUCGAAAUGCAGAUUUUAGUCAUGGUGUGAAUUUUGCAGUAGCAGGGGCUACUGCUUUAUCAGUUGAAUCACUUGCAGAGAAGAACAUUGCUAUGUCUUUCACAAAUAGUUCAUUAAGUGUGCAGCUUCAUUGGAUGUCUUCUCAUUUCAAAUCCAUUAGCUCUCCUGAAGAAAAAUUGAAGAAAUCACUUUUCCUAGUUGGAGAAAUAGGAGGAAAUGACUUCAAUUAUGGCAUAAGCCAAGGUAAAUCCAUCAAAGAGGCUCGAAAAAUGGUGCCAGAAGUUGUUCAAACUAUCAUUCAUGGUGUUAAAAGGGUUAUCGAUUUUGGGGCUACUCGAAUUAUUAUUCCAGGCAAUUUCCCAAUUGGUUGUGUCACGGCUAUGUUAACAAAAUUCCAGACCAACAAAAUAACGGCCUACGAUGAGUAUCAUUGCGUAAAAGAUUUAAAUAGCCUUGUAAGAUACUUCAAUCAUCAUCUGCAACAAGCCAUUCACGAGAUGAAGAAAAAGUAUCCAAACAUUAUACUGAUUUAUGGUGAUUACUACAAUGCCUAUUUGUGGCUUCUACGAAAUGCAGUCUCUCUUGGAUUUGACAAAAACUCGCUACAGAAAGCUUGUUGUGGAACAAGUGGAAAAUAUAAUUAUAACACAAGUAGAACAUGUGGUGCACCAGGAGUCCCAGUGUGUGUUGAUCCGAGUACUCAUAUUAGUUGGGAUGGAAUUCAUUUGACACAAGAAGCAUAUAAAUGGUUGGCAAGAUGGCUAAUUGAUGACAUGUUACCUCAAUUGAAUUGUCAAGUUUAA